Molecule: messenger RNA, 5110 nt
Organism: Lates calcarifer (barramundi perch)
Lineage: Eukaryota; Metazoa; Chordata; Actinopteri; Centropomidae
Product: NACHT, LRR and PYD domains-containing protein 12
Exons: 18
Coding region: 431-4771 (1446 amino acids)
Molecular function (GO): protein binding
Source: RefSeq, a predicted model, not a curated record
CACACUCUGUACAAAUUCUGCUUUAAAUACAAGGACUACAUAACCUCUAUUGCUCUUAAUGAAGUUCUACAUUUAUUUCUACCAUUUGUGAUUAACAUUACAGUAGCAGGACGCUUCUCCCUCGGGGUCAGGGCAGGACGCGUCCCUGUGAGCUGCCUGCAGUCUCAGCUCAGGGCACGGAGGGCAGCGGGGAGCGGGUUAGACUAACUUGAAACACCUGGGCGUGUGUCGCUGGAAUGUCUUUAUUCCGAGAAAGUCUGGUAGUCCUGUGUGACAGACAAGUGAAUUAGUUGUCAUAAUCUGUCUUUGUUUUCUUUCCUCUGUUUUUCUUUUUGUGGAUGAAUUUCUCGGUGAAGUUUGAGGCGACUUUCACUUGUUUGACAGCCGUUUGCACCCUGUUUUCACCAUGGAAAAGGUGUAAGCUUCUACUAUGGAUCUAGCUGAAGGGAUUAAUGAGGGGAUCCUCCCCUCAAAAACCUCUCCAGCUGGGGAACAUGACUGGACUGAAGCUCAGAGCCCAGAGCAGCAGCAGGAGAGAGCAGCCUCCCCUGUACCCAGCUGUGUGUCCAUGAAGAGUAACCAGUCGAUAGAGGCACCUCUGGCUUUUAAAAGCCGUGCUCCUGAACCAGAGAUCCAGGAGAAGAGACCAGGCUCUCCUGUACCCAGCUGUGUGUCCAUGAAGAGCAGCCAGUCGAUCGAGGCACCUCUGGCUUUUAAAAGACAACACUCUGAACCAGAACUACAGCAGAAGAGUUCAGGUGUUCACAGUGGUCAGUCUGCCCUGGAUCAAACUGAUGUGGACUCCAUAUUUCUGCUGCUUGAGGAGAACAUUGUUUGUUUUGUGAAGAACGAGCUGAGGAGGAUGCAGAGGGUUUUAAAUUCAGAGUGUUUGGAUGACGAGGUGAUGAUGAAGGAGGAGGAAGAGGACAUGAGGAGCAGCAGAGAGGCGUUCCUGAACAUCACACUGCUCUUCCUGAGGAGAAUGAAGCAGGACGGGUUGGUUAACUCUCUGCAGAGCAAGUCUCCUGCUACCUGCCAGGCUAAACUCAAAUCUAGUUUAAAGCAGAAGUUCCAGUGUUUGUUUGAGGGGAUUGGUAAAACAGAAAACCCAACUCUUCUGAAUGAGAUCUACACAGAGCUCUACAUCACAGAGGGAGGGACCGGAGAGGUCAACGACGAACAUGAGGUCAGACAGAUUGAAACAGCAUCCAGGAAACCAGCAAGACCAGAAACAACAGUCAGAUGCGAGGACAUCUUCCAAACACCGCCAGGAAAAGCUCAACCAAUCAGAACAGUGAUGACAAAGGGAGUGGCUGGCAUUGGGAAAACAGUCUUAACACAGAAGUUCACUCUGGACUGGGCUGAAGACAAAGCCAACCAGCACAUACACUUCACAUUUCCAUUCACUUUCAGAGAGCUGAAUGUGCUGAAAGAGAAAAAGUUGAGCUUGGUGGAACUUGUUCAUCACUUCUUUACUGAAACCAAAGAAGCAGGAAUCUGCAGGUUUGAAGAGUUCCAGGUUGUGUUCAUCUUUGACGGUCUGGAUGAGUGUCGACUUCCUCUGGACUUCCACAACACUGAGAUCCUGACUGAUGUUACAGAGUCCACCUCAGUGGACGUGCUGCUGGCAAACCUCAUCAGGGGGAAACUGCUUCCCUCUGCUCGCCUCUGGAUAACCACACGACCUGCAGCAGCCAAUCAGAUCCCUCCUGAGUGUGUUGACAUGGUGACAGAGGUCAGAGGGUUCACCGACCCACAGAAGGAGGAGUACUUCAGGAAGAGGUUCAGAGAUGAGGAUCAGGCCAGCAGGAUCAUCUCCCACAUCAAGACCUCACGAAGUCUCCACAUCAUGUGCCACAUCCCAGUCUUCUGCUGGAUCACUGCUACAGUUCUGGAGGAUGUGUUGAAAACCAGAGAGGGAGGAGAGCUGCCCAAGACCCUGACUCAGAUGUACAUUCACUUCCUGGUGGUUCAAGCCAAACUGUGGAGCAUCAAGUAUCAUUUAGGAGCUGGUGCAGAUCCACACUGGAAUCCAGGGAGCAGGAAGAUGGUUCUGUCUCUGGGAAAACUGGCUUUUGAGCAACUGCAGAAAGGAAACCUGAUCUUCUAUGAAUCAGACCUGACAGAGUGUGGCAUUGAUAUCACAGUGGCUUCAGUGUACUCAGGAGUGUUCACACAGAUCUUUAAAGAGGAGAGAGGGCUGUAUGAGGAGAAGGUGUUCUGCUUCGUCCAUCUGAGUGUUCAGGAGUUUUUAGCUGCUCUUUAUGUCUUUCUGACUUUCAUCAACUCUGGCAUCAAUCAGCUGUCUCAACCAAAAACCUGGUGGUCUAAUCUGUUAAGGGACAAAUCUAAACUAUCAUAUCUCCUCCAGAGUGCAGUGGACAAGGCUUUACAGAGUCCAAACGGGCACCUGGACUUGUUCCUUCGCUUCCUCCUGGGCCUUUCAUUGCAGACAAAUCAGACACUCCUCGGAGGGCUAAUGACACAGACAGGAAACAGCUCACACACCAAUCAGGAAACAGCCGAGUACAUCAAGAGUGUGAUCAGGAAAAACCUCUCUCCAGAGAGAAGCAUCAAUCUGUUUCACUGUCUGAAUGAGCUGAAUGAUCACUCUCUAGUGGAAGAAAUCCAGCAGUACGUGAGUUCAGGAAGUCUCCUCACAGCCAGCCUCUCUCCUGCUCAAUGGUCAGCUCUGGUCUUCAUCUUGCUGUCAUCAGAGAAAGAGCUAGAUGUGUUUGACCUGAGGAAAUACUCAGCUUCAGAGGAGGGUCUUCUGAGGCUGCUGCCAGUGGUCAAAGCCUCAAAUAUCUCUCUACUGAGGGGCUGUAACCUGUCAGAGAGAAGCGGUGAAGGUCUGGCAUCAGUUCUCAGCUCCCAGUCUUCUGGUCUGAGAGAGCUGGAUCUGACUAACAACAGUCUGAAGGACUCAGGAGUGAAGUUGCUCUUGGCUGGACUGGAGAAUCCACAGUGUAGACUAGAAAAACUGAGACUGAACCAAAACAACCUGACUGAGAAGUCCUGUCAGGAGUUGUCAUCAGUUCUCAGCACCAAGUCCUCUAGUCUGAAAGACCUGGACUUGAGUUACAACGACCUGCAGGACUCUGGAGUGAAGCUGCUCUUCGCUGGACUAGAAAGUCCACACUGUGGACUGGAAACACUCAGGUUGAUCGGCUGUAAUGUCUCAGAGAAGAGUCGAGAUACUCUGGCCUCAAGUCUCAGCUCCUCUAAUCUGAGAGAGCUGGACCUGAGUAACAAUGACCUGCAGGAUUCAGGAGUGGUGUUCUUCUCUUCUCUGAGUCAGCACUGUAGACUGGAAACUCUGAGGUUUAGUCAAACCAGGCUCACAGAAAAAUGCUGUCAAGAGUUUUCAUCAGUUCUCAGCUCCACGUUAUCCAGUCUGAGACACCUGAACCUGAGCAACAAUGACCUGCAGGACUCAGGAGUGAAGCUACUUUUUGCUGGACUUGCAACUCCACACUGUAAACUCCAAGUUCUGAGAUUAAAUCAGACCAACCUCACAGAGAAAUGCUGCCAGGAGAUCUCAUCAGUUCUCAGCUCCCAGUCCUCCAGUCUGAAAGAGCUGGAUGUCAGUAACAACGACCUGCAGGAUUCAGGAGUGAAGCUGCUUUCUGCUGCACUGCCAAGUCCACACUGCUCACUGGCAAGUCUCAGGCUGAGUGGCUGUAAGUUAUCAGAGAGAAGCUGUGAAGCUCUGGCCUCAGUUCUCAGCUCUCAGACCUCAGAUCUGAGAGAGCUGGAUCUUAAUAACAAUGACCUGAAGGACUCAGGAGUGAAACUUCUGUCUACUGCACUGAGGAAUCCACAAUGUUCACUGGAAACUCUGAGGUUGGAUCAAACUGGGCUCACAGAAAAAUGCUGUCAGGAUGUCUCAUCAGUUCUCAGCUCCAAGUCGUCCAGUCUGAGACACCUGGACCUGAGCAACAAUGACCUGCAGGACUCAGGAGUGAAGCAGGUCUCUGUUGGACUGAGGAGUCCACACUGUAGACUGGAAACAUUCAGCUUGUCAGGCUGCUUGAUCACAGAGGAAGGCUGCACUUUUUUGGCCUCUGCUCUGAGGUCCAACCCGUCCCACCUGAGAGAGCUGGACCUGAGCUACAAUCAUCCCAGGGAAGCUGGAGUGAAGCUUCUUUCUGCUGGACUGGAGGAUCAACGAUGGAGACUGGAUACUCUCAGUGUGGAUCAUGGUGGUGUUCAGUGUUUGAAAUCUGGUCUGACAAAGUAUGUCUGUGAACUCACCUUGGACCCAAACACAGCUCACAAAAAUGUCCUCCUGACUGAGAACAACAGGAAAGUGCUGCUGGCGAUAGAGAAGCAGCCGUACCCUGACCACCCCGACAGAUUCGACUGGUGCUACCAGCUGCUGUGCACAGCUGGUCUGUCCGCUCGCUGGUACUGGGAGGUGGACUGGGAAGGAGGGGUUGAUGUUGGAGUGACUUACAGAAGUCUCAGGCGGAGAGGAGCUCGUGACGGCAGCAGGCUUGGAUGGAACGAGAAGUCGUGGAGUUUGGAGUUAACGGAUAAAUGUUACUACGCCUGGCACAAUAACAUCAGGACAGCUCUUCUCACUAAUCCCUCCACCGCCUCUAACAGAGUCGGAGUGUAUCUGGACUGGCCCGCUGGCACUUUGUCCUUCUACAGCGUCUCAUCUGACUCACUAACUCACCUGUACACCUUCUACGGUGCAUUCACUGAACCUCUUUACCCUGGAUUUGGGUUCUUAUCACUGGAGUCAUCAGUGUCCUUGUGUUAGAAAAUGGAGAGAUACCUUUUGUUUAAGCUGCACAACAAACUGAGGCUACAGGAACAUUUCAUUCAAAUAAAGCUACUAAAGCAAUUUCAAUCAGUUUAACAACAGAUCAGCUCUGCUUUAAGAAACUAGAACAUACUAUCAUGCUUUCUCUGAUACUUUAAAUGCACCUGAAGCAUCAAUAUUUAAUGUUUUUGUCUUGUUUUGUCUCUUAUUCUGUCAGUUUUGUUCCUAAAACAGUUUUAAGUGAUAACAUGUAAUCAGUAUCAUUAAUAUACUUUUACAACAGGUGUUAACCUCUGGACUCAGGACUCAAGGACAUUAAAACUUUACUCUCCUCUC